AUGAUGCGAGAUAUAUGCUCAGCAUCUUUUUCAAGGGCAGCUUUAGCUGAAUGCCUAGGCACUCUUUUAUUUGUAUUUUUUGGACUUGGUAGCGCAUUAAACUGGCCUUCUGCACUUCCAAGUAUCCUGCAGAUCUCCCUUACCUUUGGCCUAGCUAUAGGUACUCUUGUGCAGAUAAUAGGGCAUAUCAGUGGUGCUCACCUCAAUCCAGCAGUCACCUUAGCAUUUCUGGUGGGGUCACAAAUAUCUGCUCUGAAAGCUGUUAUCUACAUCCUAGCUCAGAUGUUGGGAGCUGUUGCUGGAGCAGGGCUACUUUAUGAGUUCACACCAGCAAAUGUUCGAGGAAGUUUUGGUGUCAAUGCGCUGAAUGAGAACAUCAGUCCUGGUCAAGCAGUUGUAGUUGAGAUCUUUCUUACUAUGCAACUGGUUCUAUGUGUUUUCGGAACAACAGACAGUCGUCGAACAGACAGUACUGGAGCUCCAGCCAUAUCAAUUGGUCUCUCAGUUAGUCUAGGACAUCUGAUUGGGAUCUACUUCACCGGGUGCUCAAUGAAUCCUGCAAGGUCUUUUGGACCAGCAAUGAUCACAGGAAUGUUCACCUACCACUGGGUUUUCUGGGUGGGUCCUAUGGCAGGAGCUAUAUUUGCCUCUCUUAUCUAUAACUACGUUAUUUCCCCCGGAGAUGCAAGUCCACUAGAAAGACUGGCUGUCCUGAAGGGUAACUAUGAAUUUGACCCAGAGCAUGAACGGGAAAGAGAAGAACAUCGCAAGCAGUCUGUAGAAUUAAAUUCACUCCACACCUACCAAAAGAACGUCUAA
Messenger RNA from Pelobates fuscus (common spadefoot toad), 819 nucleotides. Its product is annotated as aquaporin-5-like. Lineage: Eukaryota; Metazoa; Chordata; Amphibia; Anura; Pelobatidae. Gene Ontology annotation, biological process: transmembrane transport; water transport. The record is from RefSeq and is a predicted model, not a curated record. Gene Ontology annotation, molecular function: water channel activity. Gene Ontology annotation, cellular component: plasma membrane; apical plasma membrane. The transcript has 4 exons. The coding region runs from base 1 to 819 and encodes 272 amino acids.